AUGGGAGGCACUUGGGGGGAACAGGAGGAGUCAGGACGAGACGGAAAAAGCGCGCGGGUGCGGGGUCAAGCAGCCCAACCAGUCGCUGUUGCUCCUCUGGCGUCAGCUGCGGCUGCACUCGCGCUUGUUGCUGCUCCUGCAGAUGUGACUCAUCCUCUACCCUCUCAUGCUGCAGCGGCGACUGCACCUGCUGCUGCGGCUGUGACUCCUCUACUCUCUCCUGCUGCGGUUGCAACUGCACCAGCUGCUACAGCCAUGACUCCUCUACUCUUUCCUGCUGCGGCUGCAACUACACCUGCUGCUGCGGGCGUAACUCCUCCUCUACUCUCUCCUGCUGCGGCUGCAACUGCACUUGCUGUUGCGGCCGUGAAUCCUCUACUCUCUCCUGCUGUGACUGUAACUGUGCCUGCUGCUGGUGCUGCUGCUGUGCCCACUGGAACCGCUCCUGCUCCUCACUCUCUAAUCGUAGAAGACGUUGUGUACGGGUCUAGAAUCGAACAGUGCGUUGUGUAG
Molecule: messenger RNA, 513 nt
Organism: Closterium sp. Yama58-4
Lineage: Eukaryota; Viridiplantae; Streptophyta; Zygnematophyceae; Desmidiales; Closteriaceae
Source: the annotation of a GenBank genome assembly